AUUCUCAAUACACUAUAUAGAAAAAGUUUCUCAUAACUUCUAUACGUCUUACAAAAAAGUAAAAGAAUGAAGAUUUUCAUACUUUUCAUGUGCCUGCUAGCCGUAACUUAUGGAAAAGAUCCAGAAGGAGUAAAAAUUCUAUUUGAGAACUUAGAGCAGUGUGUAAAGGAAUUGCCGAAAUGCGAAAAUUUAAAGAGAAAUCCUUUAGUAAGCGUCCCUGCAUGGCAUUGUGCAUUGAAAAGAGUUGGCGUGGUUACUAAAGAUGACGAAGUAAUAAAGAAAAAAGGUAUUGAUUACUGUAAGGCUGUUAUGAUGGACGAGCAUUUGGAAUAUUGCUACAGGGUCGUUACUUGGUGCAUAGAAAAAGAAGAUGAAAAGCUUGGCUCCAACUUUGAGAAAACCAGCAGGAAGCUAGAAUGUAUUAUACUGCAUGGUGUGAUGGGUAUGAUUGUGAAACCAAAAGAAGAAAACGCGUAAAAAGAGAUUAUUAUCAAAAGUAUAAAUAUCAUUAAUUUUGGAUAAUGUUUAUUUUAUGCCAA
Messenger RNA from Cyphomyrmex costatus, 539 nucleotides. Its product is annotated as venom allergen 2. The transcript is spliced from 5 exons. NCBI's taxonomy places the organism in Eukaryota, Metazoa, Arthropoda, Insecta, Hymenoptera, Formicidae. The record is from RefSeq and is a predicted model, not a curated record. Bases 67 to 477 code for a protein of 136 amino acids.